ACCACAGAACUGGAAGCGAGAGAUCCUUAAUUGAAGCAAAAAUGAUCAGGAAGGUCUCCCUUGCAAUUGUUCUGCUUCUGCUGUGUGCGGUUAUUACACAAGGAAUGCCGACCUCCAGGAGAGAGCAUUGUCUCUGCCGAGGAAAAGACAUCUCCUCGAUCGGGAUCCACCGCAUAGCUCAAGUGGAAUACCACCGCCCAAGUGCCAGCUGUGGUCGGGAGGAGCUGAUAGUCACAUUGAAACGCAACGGGUCAAAAAAAUGCUUGGAUAUUAACUUGGAACAAGGCAGGAUAAUAAAAGAGGCAAUCAUGAGGAAAAGAUAAUAAAGAUUACCAGACGGGGGAAAAGAAGAAGAGUGUGGUGAAAAAUGGACAUUUCCCAGACAACGCCAUUGUCGUUUUUGAUAACAGAAGAGAACAUUUGGCAAAGGUUAUUUAUGAUACCUUCACGAGCAGCUGAAAAACUGUAGACCAGGGCAGAGUUUGUGCGUGUGGAGAAGGAGAAUUUAAACAGCAGCGUCUUCUUCUUCUUCAGUAAAAAAACAGUUGAGACAUCCUUAGGUAGUACAGGGGGAGAUUUAUAUAGACAUAACAGGGUUUGUUCUUCCCGCCUUGACUUUUUAAAACAAGGUUUCUGAAAUACGGGUACGUCGGUAUAGGGAAUAGAUCAUGUGGCCUUACUUGUAUUUCGAGGCUGUUUUUAUUUGAAAGGGGACUUAUUACAGACCAGCUGAGAAAUGCAUCUCUGUGGACUAAUAAAAAUAAUAAAAAUUUUAAAAAAGCAAACCACACCUUUAAAAAAAAAAGCAUGGUCGUGUGCCCCAUGUCAUCACUGAUGGCAUAGGCACUAGCCAAUAUGUGCCGGCGAUGGCUUCAUGAACUUAUAUCUGAAAGGGGGAAAUGCGGUUUGAUCAGUAGUGUUGGAAAUAUUAGGGUUGCCAGCUCCAGGCUGCGAAAUUCCUAGAGAU
This is a messenger RNA of Sphaerodactylus townsendi, 967 nucleotides long. It is a transcript of the gene CXCL11, whose product is annotated as C-X-C motif chemokine ligand 11. Gene Ontology annotation, cellular component: extracellular region. Lineage: Eukaryota; Metazoa; Chordata; Lepidosauria; Squamata; Sphaerodactylidae. Gene Ontology annotation, molecular function: CXCR chemokine receptor binding; chemokine activity. Gene Ontology annotation, biological process: neutrophil chemotaxis; antimicrobial humoral immune response mediated by antimicrobial peptide; chemokine-mediated signaling pathway. Bases 42 to 323 code for a protein of 93 amino acids. The record is from RefSeq and is a predicted model, not a curated record. The transcript is spliced from 4 exons.